GCAACACACACGAGAGUGUGGUGCGUCCUCCCUCGCGCGCCAAGUGCCUAGGAGAGAAAGCGCAGCGACAAAGCCGAGCUAAGCUCUCGGCCUUUCCCGACCGACCGUAGGCGCAGUCUCUCGUCGUCAGUCUUUCCCGUCUCGAGUCACGAGACGGUACACUUCCGGCAUUAGAUCCACCUUGGAGCGUCGUCCGCCCUCGUCUCGCCGCCCUUAGCUCGUCCCUGGUCAUCGACCUGUCACGUUGUCCGGUUCUCGUGAUCCCGCCGUGUAUCCGUGGUGAUAUCAGUGGCCGCUUCCGUUCGCGUGGUGCAAGAUUCUUAUCGACGCGCGGAAUAACAAACACGGCCGCUUAGCACGUUUCCUCACACGCUCCUUUACCCUUUUGCUGGUAAACGCGCCUCGUGCUCCGCACUGUGUGCCGCCGUCGAGCCGCGCCGCGCGACUGUAAAACCGAGCCUGACAGAAGAGCGUGAGAAGCAUGGUGGAUCAACAGCAGACGGAGCAGCAACAGGAAGCCGUGCCAAGCGUGGUGGAGCUGAACGUGGGCGGCGUAUUUUAUACCACCGCGCUCACCACCCUCACCCGGGAGGGCGAUUCUCAUCUCGCGGCUUUGUUCUCCGGUAAAAUACCGGUGGAGAAGGACGCCAAGGGGAAAUACUUUCUGGACCGCGACGGGGUACUCUUCCGCUACGUCCUCGAUUUCCUUCGCAAUCAGGCGCUCGUCCUGCCGGAAGGGUUCCGAGAGAAGGAACGGUUGAAGCAAGAGGCGAAUUUCUACGGGCUACCAGGUCUGGAACGUGCCAUUCUGGAGAACGGCGGCAAGUCUUCCGGUUCUACGACCUCGUCGGAGAAGAGAGCGCCCGGGUAUAUAACCGUCGGAUAUCGUGGCAGCUUUGCGUUCGGUCGCGAGGGUCUGCCGGACGUGAAGUUCCGGAAGCUAUCGAGGAUCCUCGUUGGUGGUCGCGUCACCCUUUGCAGAGACGUGUUCGGGGAAACUUUGAACGAGAGCCGCGACCCGGACCACGGCACCAGGGAUCGUUACACCUCGAGAUUCUUCCUAAAGCACAACUUCGUCGAGCAGGCUUUCGACAUGCUUCAAGAACAAGGAUUUAAACUGGUCGGUAGCUGCGGCUCAGGCACCGCCGGCAGCAAUUCAGAACAGUUGAAGCCCGGAGUGGACUCUGAGGAGAAUCGUUGGAAUCAUUACAACGUGUUCGUCUUCGUCCGGGAGUAAACAGAAUUCAUCGUUCUUCCUUGGUAUGAAUUAGAUAAUCAGUCGGAUCUGUUACGAGUAAUCGGUGUCCUUUCGACGCGAUCCACGGUGAUCCAACAGUUGUCGGCGUUCAAACGGAAUCCUCGAAUCGGGGAAUUAGUUUAUCGAAGACUUCUACUCACGGGACGAGAUCGCAACCGGUAGGACAAAGAGUAGAUGAAUUUUCUUAUCGUUACGACCAUUUGCAUGUACCGAUCGAACUCAUCUGAGCUGUCGAACGAUGAACAAGUUCCACGGUCGUUCCUUAGACCGGGAAGAUUCAUCGAAAGACACGUAACAUUGUCGGUAGUUGGACAAUGCGCGUUUACGAAUCGGAAUUAAUAGAUCUGUCUCCGACACGAGUACUUGAAUAUCGGUCGGAACGGCGAAACAAAGCCAAGCUCAUUCUGCUUAAUUCCGCGGUAAUUGGCCGCGAUACGAACACCGAAGGGGAACAGAAACUUGGGAAACGAUGAAGGAAACAACCGCUGGCUCGUCGGACCGACGUUUAUUUCAACGUUUCACUAGCCGGAGAAGAGUGUGAAAAUUUUAUUGACCUGCCAGGCGAGAACCUCUGACGACCAAGAGAAAACGGAACAUGUUGGACAAUAGAAAAUCAAUAUUUAAUCGUCGGAUUCAGACAAAAGUUUAAACGAGAGGUACUUCCGGUCUUUUUAUCUUUUCUUCAGUAAUCGUUGUUGCUGUUGUAAUUCAAUUCAGGCUCGCUGAACGUCAGAAGAAUGCCAGCUGGAUGAUAAUGCCGGAAUUCUCAAACAAUGAGAGAAGACGCAGGAACGUUCUUUCCCAUUUUCCACCCGCUAAUACACAGAAGAGAGAAGAGAAACUCGUAUCGACUAAUUAACACGCACGUUUGACAAUGAUUAUUUAGAAUGAACGGAGUGUUCAUCUAUUAUUACUGUUCGUUAAUCUGUACCAACGCACGCCGUCGAAUCGGCGAACUGGAAGAAAGGAACGGAGGAUGAAUCAAGAUCCAGCUUGAAACAACAAACGACCGGUCGACGGGCUUUCUCCGGGGGUCGAACUUGAUACUGAACAGUUUGCUUGCAUGCCACUGGAAUGGGUCUCGGGUUUACCUAUCGUGUAAUGUAGAUCGUGUGUACCUACGUAUGUACAAGCUACCAACGACAGUGUUAGCACGUGUCAAGCGGCUCGAGUAACAACCACUCAUUUAUAACGCCUCUCUUUUCAAUCGUUCUUAGUUUGACUCUUAUCAGAGUUAAGCAGACGAGUGGCUUACGUUCUCGUGUUCAGAAAAUCGUAUGAUUUGAUGGAUGGAAGUGAUCGUUCGUCGUUUCUCAGGCUGUGUACAAAAUCGUUUGAUCUGUUUAUGAAAAUGGAAGUUUUAAAUGUGAAUGAGCUUCCUGUGCGACGGAAAGGGCGAAAUAGCCGUCGCGUCGCUGCGACCACGGCUAGACGAGACCUGAAUUUUCGCUGCUCCUCGGUUUUUCCUUUUUCUUUCAUGAAAAGGAACUGUUUCUAGAAUAGAUAAUACAGACGACUGUGUCGUUUGUGUUCUGUUGUGAUUUUUGUAUUCGUUAUGUUGGUUCUAAUUCAAAGGAACUAUUCUGUUGACUUUUUAAUAUAGUAUUUAAUUAAGAUUGUAUGAGUUCUUAUAUAAAAACAAAAGGAAUUAGGCAAAGGAUGGAAAUUUCAAUA
Messenger RNA from Ceratina calcarata, 2932 nucleotides. It is a transcript of the gene Ktl, whose product is annotated as BTB/POZ domain-containing protein Ktl. Bases 482 to 1237 code for a protein of 251 amino acids. Gene Ontology annotation, biological process: protein homooligomerization. NCBI's taxonomy places the organism in Eukaryota, Metazoa, Arthropoda, Insecta, Hymenoptera, Apidae. Gene Ontology annotation, molecular function: protein binding. The record is from RefSeq and is a predicted model, not a curated record. The transcript has a single exon.